UUCAAAAGUUACCACAGACUGGCGACCAACAUAAUGAGAGAAUUUGGGUAUGGAAGUCGAAUUAUGGAAAGCCGGAUACAGUUAGAGCUUGAAAAGUUGAUCGAAAACUUCAAAAAGUUUGAAGGUAAGGAGUUCAACCCAUCUGACCUGACGACAAUUUGUUCAAUGAAUAUAAUGUGCAGCAUAUUGUUCGGUGAACGUUACGAUGAAAGCGAUCCAGACUUGUCAGAAUUAAUUGCCCUGGUUCACAACACCUUCAGAAACUUUAGAAUCGCCUUCUUUUUGCAAGUUCUCAAAUUUCUGAUCCACGUUCCGUAUUUUAAAUCUUUCGUCCAAAAUUCCAUGCAGAUGAGAACUAGAAUUUUGGAGAUAGUGGAAGAAAAAGCAAAAACAUGCACUGAUCCUCUCUACCGCCAAGAGAAGCCAAACUUCAUAGAUAGGUAUAUUGAGAUGGAAGGUCCUGUUAACGAUAGACCGCAGCUGUUACAUUUGAUACACGAUCUUCUACUGGCCGGUACGGAAACGACAGCAAGCAUGUUACAAUGGGCUCUCAUCAUCAUGGCGAACAACAUAUCCAUUCAAGAGAAGAUGAGAGAUGAACUGAGAAGAGUCGUCCCACACGACAGAUUGCCAUCACUGAACGACAAACCAAAUCUCAUCUAUUUUGAAGCUUCUGUCCUAGAACUGAUACGUUUCAAAAGUGCCGCUCCUACUUCAGUUCCACACACCACGAUUAGUGAUUGCGAGAUAUCUGGCUACUUCAUACCUGCCGAUACAUUUGUUCUUGGCAAUAUAUACUGCGCUCAUUUCAACCCAAAAAUAUGGGAAGAGCCAGAUGUAUUCAGACCAGAACGUUUCAUAAAAGAUGGUCAGAUUAUAAACAAGGAUCUCCUUGUACCAUUUUCAAUAGGUAAGCGUUCGUGUUUCGGAGAAAUAUUAGCGAGACAAGAAAUGUUUCUGUUCGUCAGCAGUCUGGUUCAGAAGUUUAAAAUCUUGCCGCCAGGAGAUGAGAGAGAAUUGAUAGUUGAUGAGAUAUACGACGUUACGUUGAAACCUGCUUCCUUCAACAUU
Molecule: messenger RNA, 1071 nt
Organism: Helobdella robusta
Lineage: Eukaryota; Metazoa; Annelida; Clitellata; Rhynchobdellida; Glossiphoniidae
Exons: 5
Biological process (GO): xenobiotic metabolic process
Cellular component (GO): cytoplasm; intracellular membrane-bounded organelle
Molecular function (GO): heme binding; oxidoreductase activity, acting on paired donors, with incorporation or reduction of molecular oxygen, reduced flavin or flavoprotein as one donor, and incorporation of one atom of oxygen; iron ion binding
Source: RefSeq, a predicted model, not a curated record